Messenger RNA from Drosophila subobscura, 2164 nucleotides. RefSeq lists its product as uncharacterized. Gene Ontology annotation, biological process: embryonic development via the syncytial blastoderm; cell surface receptor signaling pathway via JAK-STAT. The record is from RefSeq and is a predicted model, not a curated record. The transcript has 4 exons. Bases 388 to 1554 code for a protein of 388 amino acids. Lineage: Eukaryota; Metazoa; Arthropoda; Insecta; Diptera; Drosophilidae.
ACAUCGAGCCAUCGGGGCAGUUCGAUCGGAUCGCCGGGGAAUCAAAUCAAAUCAAAGCAGGCAGUCAAAGGCAACGCGUCGACACUUGGCGUGCCAUCCACUCGAGGAGUAUCUCUUAGAAACAGAUACAGAUACAGAUCAUCGGAAAUUCGAUUCUGAUUUGCCCGCGUGCCGAGUUCUCACUCCUCUCGAAUCAUUAGCUACAGUUACUUUUUGUUCUGCUUUUUUUUUUGUUCGUUUAUAUUAUUCGGUUCUGAGUGGACUUAUCUUGCGUUGCAUUCUCGAACUUUCGCCAAAACAAAUCAAAACUCUACCGAAAAGUGCCAAAAGAUUCAGCCAGGGACAUUUCCGCAGAGUCUCCUCCACACAUACAAAAUUUAUGUGUAAAUGAGUACAGCUGCCUGCCCGCUCGACCUCAGCAGCAGCAGCAGCGACAACCGAAAGAGCAAAACGGCAGACACGCGGGAAAGAGUAUCCACGCUCGGGGCCAGCAGAAGUCGUCUCCACAGAAUCGGCUCGCUGCUGACGCUCGCCGUUCUCAUGUGCCAGCUGCAGCAGUUCGCCCACCCCGGCGGCGGCGGCGGGGGCAUCGAAGCCGCCCCAACACCCACGCAGUCAUCACCAUUACCCAGUGCAAAACACCUUGCCCCGCCAUCAGACACGCCCAAACGCCUCCAGAAGCGACACAAUCCGGGCAACUUUCGGCAGCGCUUCCAGAGGGAACUCAACGGCAGCAUCGCCCGUUUGGACUGGGAAAAUACGUGCGGGGGCAACUGGACGGGACCCGAGGACUGGGUGCGCUCAACAAAACGCUGCAAAAAGCGCCAAUUGGUUAUCCAUGCGCUACAGAACCACACCAGAAGCGAGCUGCGUAGCCUGCGGGCGGAGAACAAGGACACGGCCAUCACCAAGGCCAUCGACAUCUCGCAGCAGCGGAAGUGGGCGCUGCACAGUGGAACCUACAAGUUUUUGCCACGCCUCAAUGCGAGUAGUAGCCAGCUUAACCUGCGCCACGUGCAUCGGGACCUGCAGUUCUACGUGGGGGCCUUCAGCUACCUGCGCCAUGCCCAGCUGCACUGGGACUACUCCAACACACAGACCGAGAGCGUGAUGUCCGCAGAGCUGGGACGCCUGCGCAAGAGCGCCCGUCACGUACUGUGCAGUGUGGAGGUGGCCAUAAACGCCACCAACCGGCUGUACGCCGGCAUUGGCCAGAAGAACGGUCGCCGCACCGUGCCCCUCCUACGCAGGAAGAUCUUGAGCCGAGAGCUCAUGGAGAAACGCCUGCAGCAGUUCAAGACGCCGCUUGUCCAGCUGCACCACGAGGCGACACUCUCAGCCCGCGGCUUGCCCGCCGAACAGCCCACACAGUCCGUGCAGCUGGCCGUGGACGCGCGCUUCGUCAAGUUCGAGUACGUGCAGUACCUGAACAGUGCCUGGAAGAUCCUCGCCAGGCAGCGCAAGCAGCUCUGCCGCAAUCAGAGUCAGAGGCAGGGCAACACCCUCAAACGGAGGCAGCCAAGCCAAGUUCGGAACAGGACACAAUCGAAUUAAGGACCACAAGAAGGAGAGAGCAGACAGAAAAGAACAGAACCAGAGAGAGAGAGAGAGAGAGAGCAACAAGAGAAACCUCCGCUCCAUAACGAGGCUCAUUCCACCACCCCCAAGACAUUGAUAUUUAUUAACCAUUCGCUAUUUAUUAAAUCAAAGUCACGAAUCACCAGUCACGAAUCACAAGCGAUCCAGUCGCAGGAUGAAAACUCACACAAGUCCCCGAUCAAAACAAGAGACAACCGUGGAGAAAAAUAUGUACCUCCCUCCUCUACCACCUAAGACAUAUAUUUUAUUUUAUUUUAUUUUAUUUCUAGAUAUAGAAAAUGCGCGUAUUUCCUUUUUUUUUGAAUAGAUCUAAGCCUCAUUGUAUUAUUUAUUAUGACAACUCGCCAAGAUCUGCCGCACAUUGUGCUAGAUCCUAAGAUCAGUUUUUAUCGAUUACCAACCGCUUCCUUGUAUUACGAUGCUGUGAUAAUAUAUGAUAAAGCUCCAUUCCAAUGCAAUGUACCCCCGAAUCCAUGCACGAAACCAUAACCUACGAGUAUUUAUGUACAUCAAUCAACGCUAUGAAAUCCAACGAAAUGUUGUGUAUCCUCCCAAACUCCCCAAA